Molecule: messenger RNA, 936 nt
Organism: Malaclemys terrapin pileata
Lineage: Eukaryota; Metazoa; Chordata; Testudines; Emydidae
Product: olfactory receptor 51G2-like
Exons: 1
Coding region: 1-936 (311 amino acids)
Biological process (GO): G protein-coupled receptor signaling pathway
Cellular component (GO): membrane
Molecular function (GO): olfactory receptor activity; G protein-coupled receptor activity
Source: RefSeq, a predicted model, not a curated record
AUGUCAGCUGUCAAUAUCACCCAAUUCACACAUGCAGUGUUACUUCUCACUGGGAUACCUGGGCAGGAAAACGUUUAUCUUUGGAUAUCUGUCCCCUUCUGCUUAAUGUAUAUUAUUUCGAUAGUAGGAAAUUCAGUCAUUCUGUUCAUUAUAAAAAUAGAUUCAAGCCUCCAUGAGCCCAUGUACAUUUUCCUUUCCAUGUUGGGCGUCACAGACCUUGGCAUAUCAAUAGCCACCAUACCGACAAUACUGGGCAUGUACUUAUUUAACUCUAAGGAGAUCAGCCUCAAUGCCUGUUUUGCCCAGCUGUUCUUCAUCCACUCGCUUCAAUGCAUUGAAUCCUCUGUGCUGUUGUUGAUGGCCUUUGACCGCUUCAUCGCGAUCUGUAACCCACUGAGAUAUGCUUCCAUCUUAACCCUGCCAAGAGCAGCCAAGAUGGGACUGGUGUGUGUGCUAAGAGGUAUGGCUGCAAUGUUUCCACUCCCCUUUCUCCUGAAACGGUUCCAAUACUGUCGAGCCAAUGUCCUCUCCCAUUCCUACUGCCUGCACCAGGAGGUCAUGAAGAUGGCUUGUUCUGAUAUAACAGUCAACAGCAUUUAUGGCUUGUUUAUUACACUCAUAACAGUGGGUUUGGACUCACUGCUCAUCCUCCUAUCUUAUGUGAUGAUCCUCAAAACAGCGCUAAGUGUUGCAUCCCACGCAGAGUGCCUCAGGGCCCUGAACACCUGCGUCUCUCACCUCUGUGCCGUCCUGAUCUUCUACACACCAGAGAUCGGCUUGUCUGUGAUACACAGAUUCGGGAAAAGCUCUUCUCACUUGCCUCCGAUUCUCCUGGGCUAUGUCUCUCUGCUUGUUCCGCCCCUGAUGAACCCAAUUGUAUAUAGCGUGAAAAGCAAACACCUUCGUGUUAGGAUAAUCCGGGUGUUUGCCAAGUGA